Hirundo rustica (Barn swallow) is the source of this 5038-nucleotide messenger RNA. It is a transcript of the gene KIF16B, whose product is annotated as kinesin family member 16B. Gene Ontology annotation, molecular function: microtubule binding; ATP binding; phosphatidylinositol binding. Lineage: Eukaryota; Metazoa; Chordata; Aves; Passeriformes; Hirundinidae. Bases 31 to 3912 code for a protein of 1293 amino acids. Gene Ontology annotation, biological process: microtubule-based movement. The record is from RefSeq and is a predicted model, not a curated record. The transcript is spliced from 25 exons.
GGGGACAGCUCGGACCGGCGGGGAUGAGCCAUGGCCUCCGUGAAGGUGGCCGUGCGAGUGCGGCCAAUGAACCGCAGGGAGAAAGAUCUUAAUGCAAAGUUUAUUAUUUCAAUGGAAAAAAAUAAAACGACAAUCACAAACUUAAAGAUACCAGAGGGCGCUACUGGAGACACAGGACGAGAAAGAACGAAAACGUUUACCUAUGAUUUUUCCUAUUUCUCAGCAGACAGUAAAAGUCCCAGCUUUGUUUGUCAAGAAAUGGUUUUCAAAAAUCUUGGUACAGAUGUGCUCAAGUCUGCUUUUGAAGGUUAUAACGCCUGUGUUUUUGCAUAUGGACAGACGGGGUCUGGGAAGUCCUAUACCAUGAUGGGAAAUGCGGGUGAUGCAGGUUUGAUACCUCGAAUUUGUGAAGGAUUAUUCAGCAAAAUAAGUGAAAAAACAAAGCGGAAUGAGGCAUCCUUUCGAACAGAAGUCAGUUAUUUGGAAAUUUAUAAUGAGCGUGUGAGAGAUCUUCUCAGACGGAAGUCAUCAAAAACCAAUAAUUUACGAAUACGGGAGCAUCCAAAAGAAGGGCCAUAUGUUGAGGACUUGUCUAAACAUUUAGUCCAAAACUAUACUGAUGUUGAGGAACUUAUGGAUGCAGGAAAUAUAAACAGGACGACGGCUGCAACUGGAAUGAAUGAUGUUAGUAGCAGGUCACAUGCCAUUUUCACAAUCAACUUCACUCAGGCUAAAUUUGAUUCUGAAAUGCCUUGUGAAACUGUUAGCAAGAUUCAUUUGGUGGAUCUUGCUGGAAGUGAGAGAGCAGAUGCCACUGGUGCCACAGGGGUUAGAUUAAAGGAAGGAGGGAAUAUUAACAAAUCUCUAGUUACUCUGGGAAACGUAAUUUCUGCCUUAGCUGAUUUAUCUCAGGAUACAACAAAUCCUCUUUCAAAGAAGAAGCAAGUAUUUGUGCCUUACAGGGACUCAGUGUUGACUUGGCUAUUAAAAGAUAGCCUGGGAGGAAACUCCAAAACUAUAAUGAUUGCCACUAUUUCACCUGCUGAUGUCAAUUACGGAGAAACUUUAAGUACACUUCGCUAUGCAAAUAGAGCCAAAAACAUCAUCAACAAGCCAACUAUUAAUGAGGAUCCCAACGUCAAACUGAUCCGUGAGCUGAGAGCUGAAAUAGCCCGACUGAAAGCCCUGCUUGCUCAAGGGAAUCAGAUUGCACUCUUGGAUUCUCCGACAGCUUUAAGUAUGGAAGAAAAGCUUCAGCAGAAUGAAGCAAGGGUACAAGAACUGACCAAAGAGUGGACUAACAAGUGGAAUGAAACUCAAGAUAUUCUGAAAGAACAAACUUUGGCUCUGAGGAAAGAAGGGAUAGGUGUUGUGUUAGACUCUGAACUGCCUCAUCUCAUUGGCAUUGAUGAUGAUCUUCUCAGUACUGGAAUCAUCUUGUACCACUUGAAGGAGGGCCAAACCUAUGUUGGCCGAGAAGAUGCUAUAACAGAACAGGAUAUUGUUCUUCAUGGCCUUGAUCUGGAAAGUGAGCAUUGCGUCUUUGAAAAUCUCAAUGGCACUGUGAACCUCAUCCCGCUGAAUGGAGCACAGUGUUCUGUGAAUGGUAUUCAGAUUACAGAACCCACCCACCUCAACCAAGGUGCUGUUAUAUUGCUUGGAAGAACCAACAUGUUUCGCUUCAACCACCCUAAAGAAGCUGCUAAGCUAAGGGAGAAAAGGAAGAGUGGACUGCUAUCUUCCUUCAGCUUGUCUAUGACUGAUCUUUCUAAAUCUUGUGAGAAUCUGUCAGCAGUUAUGCUUUAUAAUCCAGGGCUAGAAUUCGAGAGACAGCAACGAGAGGAGCUUGAAAAAUUGGAAAGCAAAAGGAAACAAAUAGAAGAGAUGGAGGAAAAACAAAAAUCUGACAAAGCAGAACUUGUAAGGAUGCAGCAAGAAGUAGAGUCACAGCGCAAAGAGACAGAAAUAGUUCAGCUGCAAAUACGAAAACAGGAGGAGAGUCUGAAACGGAGAACUGUUCACAUUGAAAGCAGGUUAAAGGAUUUGCUGGCUGAGAAAGAAAAAUUUGAAGAAGAGAGAUUGCGGGAACAACAGGAGAUAGAGCUUCAAAAGAAAAAGCAGCAGGAAGAAAUUUUUGCCCGGGUCAAAGAGGAAUUGCAGCGACUACAAGAACUUAAUCAUAAUGAAAAAGUAGAGAAAAUGCAGAUUUUUCGUGAACUAGAAAGACUGAAAAAGGAAAAAGAUGAGCAGUAUCUUAAGCUGGAAUUAGAAAAAAAGAGACUUGAAGAACAGGAAAGAGAACAGGUGAUGCUGGUGGCUCACCUGGAGGAACAGCUUCGAGAGAAGCAGGUCAUGAUAGAGCUCCUGAAGAGAGGGGAUGUGCAAAGAGUAGAAGAAGAGAGAAGAGAUCUUGAAGAGAUCAGAGAGUCUCUUUUGAAAGUCAAGGAAGCCCGAUCUGAAGGUGAUGAAAACCAUGAAGAGUUAGAAAAAGCACAGCAGGAUUUUGUAGAGUUUAAAAGGAAACAGCUGGAACAGUUGGCUAUUUUGGAAAAAGACUUAAUUCAACAAAUGGAUCACCUAGAAAAGGAAAUAGCAGAUGAAAAUGGAGCUCUGGAGCACUUAAAAUUUGCACAUGAAGAGCAUUUGAAUCUCAGGAGAGAUGAUGAAAACUUUAUGGAUGCCAUACUCAAGGCUGAAGAAGUUGACAAGAUAAAGCCAGUGGAAUACAGGCUCCAGUCUAAAGUACGCCAGCUUGAGUACCUGAAGAGUAAUCAUUUGCCAGCUCUGCUGGAGGAAAAACAAAGAGCUUCUGAAGUCCUUGAUAGGGGCUUGUUAGGGUUAGAUAAUACUCUCUAUCAAAUAGAGAAAGAAAUAGAAGAAAAAGAAGAGCAGCUUGCCCAGUAUAGGGCUAGCACAAAUCAGCUGCAGCAGCUUCAAGAAACCUUUGAAUUCACAGCCAAUGUAGCUCGGCAGGAAGGAAAGGUUCGGAAAAAGGAAAAAGAAAUACUUGAAUCAAGGGAAAAGCAGCAGAGAGAGGCACUGGAGCAAGCUGUUGCUAAGUUAGAAAGGAGGCAUUCUGCUUUGCAGCGUCGUUCCACCAUAGACUUUGAAAUUGAAGAGCAGAAACAGAAGCUGGCCACCUUGAACAACAGCUGUGGCGAACAGGCAGGGCUGCAGGCAAGUCUGGAAGCUGAACAGAAAGCUCUUGAACAGGACCGAGAACGCCUGGACCAGGAAAUUAAGCAGCUGAAGCAAAAAAUAUAUGAGGGUGAUGGAGCUCAGAAAGGAAACCAUGGAAUAUUAGAUGAGAGACUCUGCCAUAGCACUACCCCUGCCAGCCCAACAAAGCCACAGCCACCUGCUGCCCCACUGGUCGAUGAUAGGAUAAAUGCCUUUAUUGAACAAGAAGUGCAGAGAAGGCUCCAGAAUAUUCAUCAUAAAGCUGAGGAUAAUCAUGUUAGUGCUUCCUGGUCUAUGGAAAGUUUCAAGGAUAAUGAGAGGCAUAAUAACAGCACCAUUCAACGCAAGUUGAAGUAUGAGCGGAUGGUCUGUCGUUCACUGGGAGCAAAUCCAGAUGACCUAAAGGACCCAAUUAAAAUAAGUAUUCCACGGUAUGUCCUGUGUGGGCAGGGAAAGGAUGAGCACUACGAGUUUGAAAUAAAGAUAACAGUCUUGGAUGAGACAUGGACAGUAUUUCGGCGGUACAGUCGUUUUCGAGAAUUGCAUAAAACUUUAAAACUGAAGUACCCAGAGAAAUACCUCAGGAGCUUUUUCUCUGCAAUGCUGAAGUCUCCAUCAUCUCCGCUGAACAUUGAUAAAGUGGGGCUGACGCUGUCAAAAUACACCGUCUGUGAAUUCUCACCCUUCUUCAGGAAAGGCGUUUUUGACUACAGCAGCCAUGGGACCAGCUAAGUUUUGGGCCAGGAUCCUUAUGCUCUGGAGGAGUAUGGUUGGAGUGGUGCCUUCACUUUUGUGUGAGAGGAAUGAGGGAAAGAAAAAAAAAAUAAUGUGUCACCUCUAUCCCUGGAAAGUUGCAUCCAAACAGCGCCAAUUAGAGAGAGCUCCCACCCUAACGUCUAUCCUUUACCAGCUCUCAAGUUGGUGCCUGCAUUAUCCUGGCAUGGAGUAUACAGACAUUUUUGUGUACAUUGAUCUGUGAAUAGUGUACAAAGAUUCUGAGUUUGUAUCCCCUUCUUGGCAGCAGUGCUUCCUUCUCAUUUGCUCAGAUACUUUGUUCUGGCCGUUGAAGAGCAUCUCGUGUUUACCAUGGCAGUGUGUCAUGCUGACAGAGGGUUUCUGAGCGGCCUUUUGGUUUCUGUCCAAGCUGUUCCUUAAAGAAUCCUAUCCUUUGUUUCUUUAUAGCAUAGUGUCACAUUUAAGGUAAUGAUCCUACUCCACUGUUGUUUCAUUUUCUUUCCCUUCCAGAUACACUGCUUAACUAUUUGACUGUAUAAUUGUAUAGUUUUUCUCAGAAGAAUUAAAGGACCUGGGUAACUUGAAUGCUUACAAAAAUAUAUGCAGCAGAAAGAAUAUAAUUUAAACCCAGUCAGAGUUCUCCAUGCUUGGUUGUUUGGAGGCAAAACAAAUCACUCACCUUUAAUAAAGAAGCAAAGGAAGCAAUAGUUACCAAAUAACAUGGUCAGCAUCUUUUCAGAUUUUGUAAUCAUUCAGACUGUAAACCGAAACUCUGCACUGUACAGAGCUCAUAGCUAUGCAUAAAGCUGAUGCAAAGUGCUAUACAUUGUUUUUAAAAUAGCUUCUUCACAAUAGUUGUAAAACCUGAGGUUUAUUUGCAUCAGUUAAAAUUUGCAGGAUUUAAAUAAUAGUACUUUAAAAUGACUCAGGACUUAUUCAGACUUGCACAUGUAUAUACAGGUAGAACUCAUUUUAUAUUGCUGCAGAUUCAAAAAUAUGUAUACACUGUUUGGAAUUGAGUAUGUGUAUAUGUUAAUGUAUAAUUGGUUGUAUAAAAAUUGGAAUUGAAUGACUUCCAGUUAUUAAAAUGCAUAAUGAAAGGUAAGUUUUGUGUGCUGUUUAU